AUGGCCUCCGCAAACCUCCCGGAGACGAUGAAAGCAGUCCAGGUCGUCGCCUACAACGCGCCCUACAAGCUCACAUCCAUUCCCGUCCCCUCCGCCCUCGAACCCCACGACAUCCUCGUCAAAGUCGCCGUCGCGUCCUACUGCCACACCGACAGCCUGUUCCACGCCGGCGCCCUCCCGCUGCCUCUCCCCAUCACGGCCUCCCACGAGGGCGCCGGCACCGUCGUCGCGCUCGGCGCCGCGGUCGCGAACUUCACAAUCGGCGACCGCGUCAUGUGCGGCGUCCCGCUGGGGCUAUGCGGGAGUUGCGCCGAGUGUACCGGCCCGGAGCGGUACACGCACUACUGCACCAAUCAGAAGGGUAUUCUCGGGAUGCAAGUGGACGGGUGUAUGGCGGAGUAUGUCCGCGCCGACGCGAGGACGAGCGUGAGGAUUCCCGAGUGCGUCUCGCUGAUCAGCGCCGCGCCGCUCGCGUGUGCCGGGAGGACGGCCUGGCGCGGGGUGCUGCAGGCUGGGUUGGAGGCUGGGCAGUGGCUUGCCAUCGUCGGGGCGGGCGGCGGGCUGGGGCACUUGGGCGUGCAGAUGGCGAAGGCUUUGGGACUGCGCGUGAUCGGGAUCGAUGCGCGGGAUGAAGGGUUGGAGCUGGCGCGGCGGAGUGGCGCGGAGGUUGUGCUUGAUGCGAGGAAGGGGAACGCGGAGGUCGUGGCGGAGGUGCAGAUGGCGACGGGGGGAGUGCUGGCGGACGCGACGGUGAAUCUUGCGGAUGCGGAGUCUGCUGCUGGGCUUGCGUGCGCGGUUACGAAGAUGCAUGGCACGAUGCACCAGCUUGCGCAGCCGAUGGAGGUGAAGAUUCCGUUCUUGGAGUUGAUAGUGCGUGAUAUCACGGUGAAGGGCACUCUGACGUGCUCAAGGGGAGAGACGGAGACGAUGCUGGAACAUAUUGCGGAAUGUGGCAUCAAGCUGGAGAACAAUGUCUUCCACGGACUGGACAAUUUCUUCGAGGCAUUGGAGCUUGUGAAUAGCGGUAAGAUCAGCGGAAAAGCCGUUAUCAUAGUGGACGAGGAGCAAGUGAAGGAGGAUGAGAAGAUGGGUGCCAAGUAUUAA
This is a messenger RNA of Colletotrichum chrysophilum, 1104 nucleotides long. RefSeq lists its product as uncharacterized. The record is from RefSeq and is a predicted model, not a curated record. The transcript has a single exon. Lineage: Eukaryota; Fungi; Ascomycota; Sordariomycetes; Glomerellales; Glomerellaceae. Bases 1 to 1104 code for a protein of 367 amino acids. Gene Ontology annotation, molecular function: oxidoreductase activity.